Sinocyclocheilus rhinocerous is the source of this 906-nucleotide messenger RNA. RefSeq names its product heat shock protein 30-like. Gene Ontology annotation, cellular component: nucleus; cytoplasm. NCBI's taxonomy places the organism in Eukaryota, Metazoa, Chordata, Actinopteri, Cypriniformes, Cyprinidae. The record is from RefSeq and is a predicted model, not a curated record. Gene Ontology annotation, biological process: response to heat; protein refolding. Bases 106 to 726 code for a protein of 206 amino acids. The transcript has a single exon.
UUGGAGAAAUAUAUAAACUGAAGGGACCUGAAGCAAGCAGAUCACACUUCUGAGAGCACAGAUAAGCCCUCAAGACAACACCACCCAGACAAACAGACAAGAGAAAUGUCUUCUGCCGAGAGCCUCUUCAUGGAUGACCCUUUCUUUGCAAACUCCCACUUUUUGUGGCCCAGAUGCAGUAUGGCUCUUUCCGGCUUCAAAGAGGAUUUCCUCACCCGUAAAGCCCAAAUAAUGCAGAACCUGAGGAAAGAGAUCAGAGACAGCUUGCUGAAUGAACUCACUGAUGAGUUCUUCCAGUGUCUAGAUGGUCAGAGUUCCUUCUCCAGGCUCUUCAGCCUGAUCAAUACAGAGCAGAACAAACGGCGAGACGUUUCUCUUACUCUGGACACUCGAGGCUUCUCUCCAGAAGAUGUCACCGUGACAGUAUCUGGAAGGCGCCUGGAGGUGAUGGCCGGCAAGCGGGCCCAGACAGACGCUUCUACAUCAUCUACCAGCACCGCUCACGUCGCAGAAGCCCAGCCACAAGGAUUUGUUCAAGCUGUGCAGCUUCCUGACCACCUGGAUCCAACCUCCUUGACCUGCUCACUUGGAGAAGAUGGACUUCUGCAUACUGAGUCACCAGAAUCCAAAGAUGAGUCCUCAGUCCGCUUCAGAACAUCCCUGGAUUUCCCCAUCAACAAGGACAGCACAAACAAAAUGGAGGAUGGGGCUGAGAAACCAAACUAAAAAACGGACUUAUGGCCUAUUAUUACAUUGUACAAUUGUUUUUCAUGAAUCAUGGAUGUGCUUCAUGUGACUGAAAAUUAUUAGUUCUACAAAGGUUUUAAUAAAGAUAUUAUCUGGUAUAUGACUUCAUGCACAAACUUCAUGUCUUCUACACAGGGCAACUUUUUGAGCUCUGUUGCU